Acaulospora morrowiae is the source of this 1395-nucleotide messenger RNA. NCBI's taxonomy places the organism in Eukaryota, Fungi, Glomeromycota, Glomeromycetes, Diversisporales, Acaulosporaceae. The record is from the annotation of a GenBank genome assembly.
AUGUCGGUAGUGCCUUUGCCCCAGCAUACAGUAUCGCAGCAAAAUACGCCACAACAAAGAAGACACGUAUGCUAUUGGAUGGAGUGUAACCAGCCGUUCCCAAAUAUGAUGGAGAUUCAAUUACACCUUAAGGACCUUCAUAUAGAGUUACUGGAUAAAGGUUUAUCAUCAUUUCAAUGUCACUGGAAAGAUUGUGAUGAAAUUGGUUUUGAGUCGAAACAUAAGUUAAUUCAGCACAUACAGGAGAAGCAUUUUCAUUUGUCCAAUACUCUCUCAGUUAAAAAGAAAGACAUCAAUAAUCUUGAUGAAACACACACUAAUGGAAAACUAACUGACUCGCGACCAGUCCAACUUCGCGACGAACUUAAUUAUAAUUCUAAUAAUAUACAACGUCCAAACGAGCCUUCUAAUUCGGUAAAGGAAGUCAUAUUUAUUGAAGAUGAUGAUCCCGAAUCUAAUAAUAAUUCAGCAAAAAACCGUGUUAUUUCUUCGGAGAUUAGUAGACCUCAGGUUUUGGACAAUCAUAGUUCUAAUGACGGUGACAUUAGCCAAGAGGUGAUAUCUCCAAAUAUGACCAGUUCUCCUAAAAUCGAUACUAGUGGAUCUAAUAAAACAGGGUUAAGCACAUCUAGCCAUCUUAUGAAAAUACCAGAGGAGAAGUCUCAAUUAUCAUCUAAUUUGUUGAAUAUUGUUCCUCAGCCUUCUAUAUCAAAACAACUGUUUCGAGCAGUUUAUUCGUAUAACACAACCUCAGAUCAAAAUAAUCCUGAAACUUCAAUGCAAGAGAUUCUGACUGUUAAAAAUAAUCAGGAAAACUCUAUUCGGUCACCUUUACAAACUGAAAGUGACCAAUCACCCUCUUCUGUACCAUUUGAAUCCUUACCUGUAGAUCAACAAAACGAGAAACUACGACUUUUGGUUUCUCGACAAGAGCGAGAGAUAAAAAAAUUGAAAUCGAAAAAUGCACUUCAAGAGAAACAAUUAGAACAAACCGAGGCGGAGCUUGAGAUACAGACAAGAAUUUCAAAACUUUUGCAGGACCAGAAUCGUCGUGCCGACGAUAAGUUGAGAUCUAUGUGGUCUAAUAUGUUGUGUAAAAAAGUUCAUAUGCGUGAUGAAGAACACAUGACCGCGAGAUCUGCGAAAAGGCAAAAGCAAGAACAUACAAAUACAAAAGAUAAUGAUGAAAAACAAAUGGAAAUUGAUUCAUGGGAACAACCCUUAACAGAUUCUACGAUUUCAAUUGUAACACAAGCUUUCGUCUGCGAAUGGGGAGGAUGCGGAAAAGUAUUUAGAACAAAAAUGGCAUUAAAGGCCCAUAUACCAUCAGAACACCUUGGUGGAACAAUUUUACGUGUCAAGGUUGAUAGAAUUAUUCCGAAUACUGCAACGUAG